AUGAACGACAGUGGCGACUACGACUGCAAUGCGGUGCUGGGGGCCGCGGGAUCGACAGCAGUCCCGCCCUGGUCCCCGGCCGCCAUAUACGCGUACUGCACCAUGAUACUGAUCCUGUCACUCGCAGUAGUAGCCGGCAACUGUUUGGUGAUCUUCGCAGUUGCCAAAUUCCGCAAACUCCAGAGCCGCACAAACGCGUACAUCGUGUCGCUGGCGUUCUCAGACAUCGGCCUGGCGGUCCUGGUGUUGCCUCUGCACCUCUACGAAUCUUGGAAUAGAUGGUGGGAUCUACCCCAGUGGAUGUGCCAGGCGAGAGACGUUCUGGAAUCGAGCAUGAUUCAUAUUUCAAUAGCCAAUCUGUGCGCUGUUGCCGUAGAGCGGUAUCUGGCCGUGUGCCACCCAUUCACACACACGAAGGUGACCACCAGAAUCACCGCCGUCAUCAUCGUUUUGUGCUGGCUCGUCCCUCUUGCCAUCUGGAUCAUCUACGACGCCAGCGGCAGGCGCUACGUUGGUAUUGAAGACUUACGGUACUGUCUGUUCCAAGCCGGCAACUGCGUGUAUCUUCUGAACCAGUAUGACUAUUACGUUCCUUCUGUUACCAUAGUUUGGGUCCCUAUGGCGGUUAUCUUUAUUACAUACGGGAAAAUAUUUGCCACGGCAAGGAGGCAUGCUCGUGCGAUACAGGCGUUACCUGGAGGCGAGGAACGAAGGAAGAAGAACAAGGAUUACCUGGGCAACACCAAGGCUGCCAGAAUCCUGGGCAUCGUGGUGGCAUGUUUUGUGGUCUGCUGGACGCCUGUCAGUCUCGCCUUUAUACUAGACACUGAGAUUGGUUACGGGCUUGUGUCGCCCUUAGUUGCUCAGGUGUUGGCGUGGCUGGGCUAUCUGAACUCGAUGAUGAACCCCAUAUUGUACUACAUAUUCAGCCAGGAUUUUAAAGUAGCCUUUAAAACCAUCUUCGGUUUCAAGACGGCAACGAAUCAGGAGUUGGGCUCGAUGCCCACUGGAUGA
Gigantopelta aegis is the source of this 1014-nucleotide messenger RNA. RefSeq names its product octopamine receptor Oamb-like. Gene Ontology annotation, cellular component: dendrite; membrane. Bases 1 to 1014 code for a protein of 337 amino acids. Gene Ontology annotation, molecular function: neurotransmitter receptor activity; G protein-coupled serotonin receptor activity. The record is from RefSeq and is a predicted model, not a curated record. Lineage: Eukaryota; Metazoa; Mollusca; Gastropoda; Neomphalida; Peltospiridae. Gene Ontology annotation, biological process: G protein-coupled receptor signaling pathway, coupled to cyclic nucleotide second messenger; chemical synaptic transmission. The transcript has a single exon.